Molecule: messenger RNA, 1022 nt
Organism: Pollicipes pollicipes
Lineage: Eukaryota; Metazoa; Arthropoda; Thecostraca; Pollicipedomorpha; Pollicipedidae
Product: muscle-specific protein 20
Exons: 4
Coding region: 74-583 (169 amino acids)
Biological process (GO): actin filament organization; actomyosin structure organization
Cellular component (GO): actin cytoskeleton
Molecular function (GO): actin filament binding
Source: RefSeq, a predicted model, not a curated record
UUUCAGUGUGUGUCGGCAGCCGGCUGGACGUGCCUCGCCCCGCUCCGCUCGACGCUCCGCUCCGUUCGUCGCCAUGGUGAAGCGGGACGCCACCCAGGAGAAGGAGGUCCUGGAGUGGAUCGAGGCUGUGACGGGCCAGAAACUGCCGGCCGGACGCUAUGAGGAUGUUCUCCGUGACGGCAUCGCCAUCUGCCACCUGAUGAACAAGCUGUCGCCCGGCUCCGUGUCCAAAAUCCAGACCAGCGGCGGCCACUUCAAACUUCGGGAGAACAUCGAGAGAUUCCAGAAGGCGGCCAAGGCGUACGGCGUUCCCGAGGAGGAGAUCUUCCAGACGGCGGACCUGUACGACAUGAGAAACAUUCCGCAGGUCACGCUGUCCCUGUACGCUCUGGCGCGCCUGACGCAGAAGCACCCGGAGUACAAGGGCCCAGCGCUGGGACCCAAGAUGGCGGAUGCUCACAAGCGGGAGUUCACGGAGGAGCAGCUGCGCGCCCACGAAGGCCAGCUUAAUCUGCAGAUGGGCUACAACAAGGGCGCCUCUCAGGCGGGCCAUGGCGGCAUGGGCAACACCCGGCACAUGUGAAGAUGCUGCUCGGGUUGAGGGUCGACGCCGGCGCGAGCCGUGACGGUCGCGGUGGUGCUUGGGAUGUGUCUGAUCCGGGUGAGGAGGGGAGGGGGAGGGGGGCGAGCGGAGAGCAAUCUUUAUGCUGAGGAGGUUCCUCUGGUUUACCUGUCGCGGCAAUGUUGGACUCGUUCGUUCUUGAUGUGCAUUAUCUAAAGUCUUUUAGUACAUUUAUAGAGCACAAACACGGGAAACUACGCCCUUACCACAGUUGAUGCACCUGAUAUAUACAUGGAGAAAGCGGUAGCGUGCCUGCUGUGCCGGAACAUUUCAAUCUGGACGGUUUGAGAUCACUUUAGAGCCUUUCAGCUCCUAAAGCUUGCGAGUGAUCGACCAUUGGGAGAAGGCGUUAUGCUCCGUUCAACCUCUGGUCUGCUUGUUUCUUACUGUAGGAUAGAAG